Stegastes partitus (bicolor damselfish) is the source of this 4088-nucleotide messenger RNA. RefSeq names its product exostosin-1a. Gene Ontology annotation, cellular component: membrane. The coding region runs from base 952 to 3183 and encodes 743 amino acids. The record is from RefSeq and is a predicted model, not a curated record. Lineage: Eukaryota; Metazoa; Chordata; Actinopteri; Pomacentridae. The transcript has 11 exons. Gene Ontology annotation, molecular function: glycosyltransferase activity.
UUGUGUGUGUGUGUGCGUGUAUGUGUGUGUGUGAGAAAGAGAGAGAGAGCUACCACUUGAACACUUUUACACGACCGGAGAAAUUCAUGGACAAAUUAGUCCGUCGGUUUCGCGGGAAGAGCGAAGGAUAAGUGGCGGACGAACGGAGAGACAUGUUUUUUAGGGGGAAAGGAGAGACUGUCCGGCUGCCUGCACUUCCAACCAGCGUUAAAGCCUCUUUGAUGCAGCCGCUUAGCUAACAAGCUAACUCGGAAUGUUUUCAGAAACUAGCUUGUUAGGUAGCCUGCUAGCUAGCUAAGUCGGCCGGAGACAUUUGCGGUGUGGAUUGAACAAACAGUGAAAAUGAUACUCGUGUCUUUCGAUACAGUAAGUGAGAGAUUUGUGGCAGCGUGUCUAACCGGGUAUGUUGAAUGUUUCGAGCUCCAGAGCUCGCUCGGUUCCUAAUUUCCAGUGGGGACAAUAGUUAACUGUCCAGGCAACAAGUCUGGCUCGCACCGCUGCUUUAACAUUACUCAAGUUUGCACUCAUUGUGUGCGGUGUUGUAGUUGCUCCGUGUGUGCUCGUAGCUCGCUAGAAACGACUCCUCUGUGCUAAAAUGAUCGCUUAUGGCUAAGUAAAGGUGGCGUUAUACAAAGGAAAGUAGGGUGCGACUUCAGAUGCCCUGAUUCGAGCGCAUCGGGUCACCGUGUUGUAUAGGAAAACCUGUUGUCAGUUAACCGAUACCAUUAUUGACGAGGAGACGAGGUGGAUGAACAUUAUAAAUCGCCCACAUGCGUUGGAUCAGUUCCCGGACUUGUGAAAGGCAUCUGAAGCAGAAGGAGGGAGAAGUGAGCGCACAACCCUUGCAGCCCGGGGGAAGAUGGCGGAACGUUCCCGCAGGAGGUGGUGAAACCAAAACUUCGGGACUUCUUGGAUUUAUCGCCGGGCAUCUUAUCCCAGAUCGCCGGACACAUGCAGGCCAAAAAACGAUACUUACUUCUGUUCUCCGCCGGUGCGUGUCUCGUCCUGUUGUUCUGUUUCGGGGGGAUACAAGUCCCUCUUUCCAGACGGGGUCCCAACCGGCGUGAUGACCGCAGCCUCGCCGGUUUUCACCCCGGGGCGCGGUGGCGUCGCUUGCCGGGUUACCUGCAGCCGUUCAGUCCCUGGGAGCAGGACCGGAGCGAUGAUCUCAAUGAACACAUAUCUCCCAGGCAGAAGAGGGACACCCUCUCGGGCCUUUACACCGGGAAACGCUGCAGAAUGGAGUCCUGUUUCGACUUCUCCCUGUGUGAGAGGAAUGGAUUUAAAGUUUACGUGUACCCGCAGCAGAAAGGGGAGAAGCUGUCCGAGAGUUAUCAGAACAUCUUAUCCUCCAUUGAAGGGUCCAGGUUCUAUACACCUGACCCAGCUCAGGCAUGCUUGUUUGUCCUGAGUUUGGACACUCUGGACCGGGACCAGCUUUCCCCCCAGUAUGUACACAACCUGAAAGCAAAAAUCCAGAGCCUUCCUCUGUGGAAUGGAGGCAAAAACCACAUCAUCUUCAAUCUAUACUCCGGCACUUGGCCAGACUACACAGAAGAUCUUGGCUUUGACAUUGGUCUCGCAAUGCUGGCCAAAGCCAGCAUCAGCACAGAGAACUUUCGGCCAAACUUUGACGUUUCCAUCCCUCUCUUCUCUAAAGACCACCCUAGGACAGGAGGGGAUAGGGGCUAUCUGAAACAUAACACAAUCCCCCCUUAUAGGAAGUACAUGCUUGUUUUUAAGGGGAAGAGGUACCUAACUGGAAUAGGUUCGGACACUAGGAAUGCUUUAUAUCAUGUUCAUAACUCAGAGGAUGUGGUCCUCCUCACCACUUGUAAACAUGGGAAGGACUGGCAGAAGCACAAGGAUGCACGGUGUGAUAAAGACAACGCAGAAUACGACAAGUAUGACUACAGAGAGAUGCUGUACAACUCUACAUUCUGUCUGGUACCUCGAGGACGACGGCUGGGUUCCUUUCGCUUCUUAGAGGCCUUGCAGGCAGCUUGUGUGCCAGUGAUGCUAAGCAAUGGCUGGGAGCUUCCCUUCUCAGAGAUCAUCGACUGGAAUACGGCAGCCGUUAUUGGGGAUGAAAGGCUGCUGUUACAGAUCCCCUCAACAGUGCGGUCUAUCCACCAGGAUAAGAUCUUGUCCCUGAGACAGCAGACACAGUUCCUAUGGGAGGCUUACUUCAACUCUGUGGAGAAGAUAGUGCUGACCACACUGGAGAUCAUCCAGGACCGGGUACUGCUGCACACCUCAAGGAGCAACCUCAUGUGGAACAGUCUUCCUGGAGGUCUUUUCACCCUGCCUCAGUACUCCACACACCUGAGAGACUUCCCCUUCUACUACGCUAAGCUGGGUAUCAAGCCUCACCCCAAGUUUACAGCAAUCAUUCAUGUGGUCACCCCACUGGUCUCCCAGUCCCAGCCAGUCAUGAAGCUGCUUGUGUCUGUGGCCAAAUCCCAGUACUGUGCUCAGGUGAUGGUUCUGUGGAACUGCGACAAGCCUCUUCCUGCCAAGCACCGCUGGCCUGCCACCUCAGUCCCUGUUAUCGUUAUAGAAGGAGAAAGCAAGGUGAUAAGCAGCCGCUUUCUACCCUACGACACCAUCCCCACUGAUGCCGUGCUCAGUCUGGACGAGGACACCGUACUUUCCACCACAGAGGUCGACUUUUCCUUCACAGUGUGGCAGAGUUUCCCAGACCGCAUAGUUGGUUACCCAGCCCGCAGCCACUUCUGGGACAGCAACAAGGAGCGGUGGGGCUACACUUCCAAAUGGACCAACGACUACUCCAUGGUGCUCACUGGGGCCGCCAUCUAUCACAAAUACUACCACUACUUGUAUACCACCUACCUUCCAGCCAGUCUGAAGACCAUGGUUGACCAAAUGUCAAACUGCGAGGACAUUCUGAUGAAUUUUCUGGUGUCGUCGGUGUCUAAGCUACCACCAAUCAAGGUCACGCAAAAGAAACAAUACAAGGAAACCAUGAUGGGACAGAGCUCCCGCGCUUCUCGCUGGGCUGACCCGGACCAUUUCGCCCAGCGUCAGACCUGCAUGAACAAGUUUGCCAACUGGUUUGGCACCAUGCCCCUGGUCCAUUCUCAGAUGAGGCUGGAUCCAGUCCUGUUCAAAGACCAGGUGUCCAUAUUGCGGAAGAAGUACAGGGACAUCGAGAGGCUAUAACCCUCCUGAGCCCCCCCGCUCUCUGGACACAACAAAGAAAGAGCGAGGGGGUGGACUUAUGGAGAAGCGGAGAACCUUUCUGUGAUUGCAUGGAUGGAUCAGUGGAGAAACAAAUUGGAUUGGGCACAGGGAAAGACAAGGAAUGAAACUUGAACAGUAGUGGAGGACACCACAUUUGUCGGCCUCCUUUGUUGUCCUUCCUCCAUUUCUCCUUUCUACCCCUGCUCAUUAUGUGUACUGGGGAAUAGCGGAGCACACAGGUCCCACUAUAUACAUCACGACUACCAACCACUGAAGGACACCUGAGGACUUUUAAAGACUCGACUUUGAACUGAAGUGGUCACGGAGUCAAAAAAAAAAAAAAGUCACAGCUUGCCGCUUCAGUGUCCCAACAGCAGCAAACCACUCCCGACUCCAAGCCGCUGACAGUGACUGUGUGUUCUGCUCUGUACACUAUGCACAGGUACCUGAAAGUUUUUGUUGACAGAAUAUUAUUGAUAAAUAUGAAGAGGAUAACACUAUUUUGGAUUGUGUUUAGCUAUUUUUUAUACAGUGAAUGAAUGGCCAGCACUACUCUCUCUGUAUUGUCUUAAUUAAAACCAAUAGUAGGGUGGCUUAAGAGAGGAGUGACAGCCCCUCAACCACAGAACUGAGUUAUGAUCAUUGAUCUGACAUUCACAGUGCCUCACAGAUUAUCUAACGGCAGUGGGAUCUGAGAGUCUGAGACAAAGACAUGGUGCAGAAUGAGCACCUUGAUCGAGCUGCUUUCUCGUUGUUGUUUUUUUCCAGGUAUGUGAUUUUCUGUAUAAUUGAUGAAAUUACGGAUCUUGUAGUAAAUUUUCAAGGUCGGCAUUCGCAUAUGUUCCUCAACAAAACAAAAAAAUAAAUAAAAGCAGAAUGAGAUA